GACGGCAGUUGGCUUGGAAUCUGGAAGGAUGCCUCCUCUAAUAAAUCGUCGACGAGCGCUGCUUUUUCCUCUCUUGGCUGUCCUGGCUGUGAUCCUCUACGUCAGACAUCAAGCGACGGCGCAAUACUCCUUUGCCGUGCCCAGUAGGCUCUCCUUUGCUCAUGUGCCGCUCGAGCAUGAAACAAACCUUCCUGUCUCUGUACCAGUGAGCGAGCCCUCCGAUUCAGAGGAAGCGCGGCACACGGCUGAACAGCUUCUGUUCCCCGGUGUCGCUCAAUCUUUAUCUUCGACCUCCGCCCCAGAGCCAACUGUCAUCUCCUCAUCCCUGCCUCCUCCGCCUCCCAAACCAACCACCCUCCCCCCUUCAGUCAAAUACCGGCCACUCUCUUCCGGCCGCUGGCACCAGCUCGCCUCUCCCCCUGGAUCAUUGCCCGCGCUGCACACCCUCUGGGGCUCGCAUGGACACUACUGCCUACCUGCGUUCCGAGAAGACCUGCAACUCCUUUCAGAUUCAGAACGAGAAGAACUCGGUCGGGAGCGGCUACUUCGCUGCACGAGCUGGGAAUGGGUGCCAUCAUUGCCUGGUGGAGCCAAGAUGAGAGAGUGGAAUGUACGGAACUUCAUCGCACGGCUGGUCAAUUCAGAGCGCGGAAUGCUCCUUGUUGGAGACUCCCUCACAGGGCAAAUGGCGGACGUGCUCUACUCGAUGCUGCUCCUGCCCAUUCCCGGAUCCGAAGACAACUCCUACCCUGCAAUCCUUCCUAGCGCGCACUACACCACUGGUACACACGUCGUCAUCGAUCACAUGAAUGUCACUCUCCAUCCUUUCCACCCUCUAUACGCCGAGCUCCGCGCACAGUUUCCCCACAUCCUCGAGGAGAGAUUUCAAGAGCCUAUCGUCCAGUAUAUGCGGCAUGACCUCCUGCUGUCGUACGCUGAGCUGGAGCCUGUGUUCGAGCAAGUGGGGUUCACGCAUGCUCCGUUUGAGUACGGGCCAUUCGCCUCCCAAUUUCCCUGGCGCGUCCGGCUGCCUAAUAACCCCUCGCGCUGGGACGGAGAACAGGAUAGCGUUCUCGUGCUCAACACUGGUGCCCACUGGUCCCCCGCAAGAUGGGGCGUGCCCCAGGCAGCGUAUACCGAAGGCUACCGGGCCGUAGUGCGGCAUCUAUUGCCCGAGUUGCUGGGGACACCUAAGCUGCACCUUGUAUAUCGGGGCACCGCUUCACCCCAUACGAACUGCUACGAGCACACGGCGCCGGUCUUUCCCGGCCUGCCUGUAGACCCGGCGCAUGAGUAUGAUUGGGGCUGGGCGCACUUUCCUGUUCUGGAUCAGGUGUGGGCUGAGCAGCUGGACGAGGCUGCCCCAGAGGGGAAGGGGAGUGCUGGUGGCAGAGUGGACAUUUUAGAUGUGAGGGAAAUGAGUGCGCAGCGACCGGAGGAUCAUGUGCUCGGGUUUGAUGGGAAGGGAGAUUGUUUGCAUUGGUAUGGGCCUACAGUGCCGGGGACAUGGGCGAAAAUGGUUUGGCAUAUCCUCUAGGGGGAGUGGAGGCUCCGUUGUGGACAGAUGCUUGGUUUUUUGGGGGGGGUCACAGCAAUGUAUUGUAUGCAAGUACUGGGACAUUACAGGGAGAUCUCAUCUGAGAAACGUCCUUGAUCACGUACGAGGAUCCUCCGCGAUGCUGGGUGUCAUCACAACUGUCAAUAUACUUACAUGUACAGAUAAUGUUACACGUACAUGGAACAAAUGGAACAUCUCUGCAAGAGGACAAUCAUCACGGGUCCUCAACCAUCUCCCACCACAUCCUCACCCACUCCCCCACCACCCCAUUUCCAUACCAAUGCAUGCAGUCCACCUCCCCUCCCUCGGUCACCGCAAGGAGGUGCGCGUCCGGUCUCUGGCCUGCCAUCUCCCCUACAUCUAGCCAUCCUACUCUCCCCCCAGCCUGAGUAAUGCCGGAAGGGGCGAGCGCGUCUAGUUCUUCCCGCCAGAGAGUGUCCAGGAGGGGGAAGGCCAGCCAUCCCCAGGCUGGGUUUGACUGCUUUGGAUUUGGAGGCUGGGCUGGGUAUACGGGGCCGGAUGUGCGCGAGCAGCCGGUGUGAGGGGGGGAGAUCGUACGGUAUACCGUGUGCAGUUUGGGAUUGGCCAGCAGCCGAGGAGCCAGGGAGUGCACAAGCGCUGCGUACCCUUGUAUAUACUCC
This is a messenger RNA of Dacryopinax primogenitus, 2199 nucleotides long. RefSeq lists its product as uncharacterized. The transcript has 2 exons. Bases 29 to 1537 code for a protein of 502 amino acids. Gene Ontology annotation, molecular function: O-acetyltransferase activity. The record is from RefSeq and is a predicted model, not a curated record. Lineage: Eukaryota; Fungi; Basidiomycota; Dacrymycetes; Dacrymycetales; Dacrymycetaceae.